AAUUUUCGAUCAAAACAGCCGAACCCCUCAAAGCGCGCAGUAAACGAGUAAACGAAAGGAACAAAAUUUAAUAUCUGCGAUUUUUAUAAUUUCGUGCAUAGGUAAACUCGAGAAACUCACACGUGUUGCUAAAGUUUUAGAUACAAAAAUGCUGGCUAUUAAUUUCAACAAAUAAAUUGCUCUGAGCAAUAGAAAUACGAAACAUGCAACAAUAUUUGAUGCGAAACUAUGACGAGGAAAUCACCAAUCUUCUCAACAAUCCGGAUGACUUGAUUCAUGUCUCGUUAAAUGUUAGUUUAGCGCAUUUGCAGCGCAAGCAACCGUCGUUGUAUCAGGCGCUGCAGCAGAACUCUCGUCAGGAACUGCCAAAAUGGGAUGCCUGUCUGGUGGAAGCACAAAAGUCGCUCAUCGAGGGCAACAUGUUUCUAGAGCCGGGCUUUCAAAUUAAACAAAACUGCCAUGUCAGGUUUGUCGGUAUGCCACUUACCGUUGCUCAAGCCGUACGAAAAGCAGGUUCGUAUCCUGGCAACGAUCAAGUUGGACAGUUUCUUCAGGUAAAAGGUACCGUCAGUCGCAUGACUCAAUCUCGUCCACUGGAGUUUAAGCGUCAAUAUGUAUGUACUCGUUGUAAGAAGGAAAUUGAACUUGAAGCACUUUACGAGGAGAGUUACGUGUUUAAUCCACCCAACACUUGUCCACUGGCGAACGAGAUUGGAUGCAAAGGGUACUUGCAGCAGAAGAGUGCUCAACCACAGCCUGAUUGUUGCCAGGACUAUCAAGAGGUGCGUAUUCAGGAGAUUAUGAGCGACCUAAACCUUCCUGCUACUCUCAUUAUCACGCUGGAAAAUGAUUUGGCUGAUAGUUGUCAGCCUGGAGAUUGUGUGACCGUUGUGGGAACUAUGGAGCGACGCUGGGGCCCAUGCUUUACGGAUAAGAGAACUGUGGUCACUAUCGCGAUGAGGGCAAACAGUGUAUCGAAGGAGGAAAACAAAAUGACUUUCGGUAAGGAGCUUCCUGAACAUCUUGUUUUUACGCGAGUCGAAUGGGAUAGUAUGGUGGCGGAGAUCGGAGAACUUGCGGCCAGAGAUUUUCUUGUCCAAUCGAUAUGUCCGGAGAUCCACGGAAUGUACCCGGUGAAGCUAGCAGUGGCUCUAUCGUUAGCGAGCUGUACAGAGCGAUUCCUCGGAAGUGGGCGAACAGUUCGGGGACAUUCGCACCUGUUGUUAGCUGGUGAUCCUGGCCUAGCAAAAUCACGAUUGCUAGAGUUUGCCUCAGAAAUUGCAAUACGGUCGGUUUUCACGACAGGUAUAGGAUGUUCGUCAGCUGGUUUGACGGCCACCGCUGUGCAAGAGAAUGGCGAGUGGCACUUGGAAGCUGGUGCGCUGGUGCUUGCGGAUGGGGGCGUUUGUUGCAUUGAUGAGUUCAAUUGGAUGCGUGAAACUGACAAAGGGUCCAUCCACGAGGCUAUGGAACAGCAAACGGUUAGUAUUGCGAAAGCCGGACUACUUUGUAAGUUGAGCACCCGGUGCGUGGUAAUGGCAGCAACCAAUCCGAGAAACCUGUUCUCGAUGUCCGAUAUGGUGGAAAGCUCGAGUUUGGGUAUGGGAGGUCCAUUGCUUAGUCGGUUCGAUCUUGUUUUGACGCUAUGUGACAGCCGGGAUCCGGAUUGGGAUCUGCUGAAAAAUAACCACAUUCUGUCUUCUUCGGUAGUUGACCGUGCUAAACAGAAGUUUGAUCAAACGCCUUCCGGGGGACACUGGAAUCUAGAACGACUGCAGACACAUUUCUUGGCAAUUAAGGACUUUCAUCCCAAGAUUUCAGACGACGCGAAUGCUGUUUUAAGUGCAUACUAUAAACAAUGUCGAGCAAGUUUGCAGCGCGAUCAAGCACGGGUCACCGUUCGUCUCAUGGAUAGUUUGGUGCGCCUCUCGCAAUCACACGCCCGGCUGAUGUUCCGAGAUGAAGUAAAUCUGUUGGAUGCUGUGACUGUUAUUCGGCUGAUGGAAUCCAGUUGGGGCUUUGGUUUGGUCAUGGGACCUGUGGACUUGAUUCGGUCUCCUCUACCACUAGGUCCUAGCUUGGACGAAAUCGAGAGAAUACUGCAGCAUUUGGGCUUAGCUGAAGCAGUACAGAAGCUCUCUCUUCCAAAGCAAAUAGACAAAGCUAAGAUCGACCGCUAUCUUGGUGAGCAAGCUGCCAAAAUGGCACGAAAGGAGGCUGCACCAGUAAACCGAUUGGACAUUACUCAAUCGGAAAGCGAUCUUGAGGAGCAAGUACUCGAAAGUCUUAAUAACGAUAAAAGACAAAUCGAUGAUUCCAUGCAGGUCAAGCAAAAUAGUUGCCAGGAUAAACGGAAGCAACUGGAAGAAGGCGACCUGUACUCAAAAUACUCUUUCACUCAAAUGAAGAAAAAUACGGUCAAAAAAAUGAAAACUGCUGGUCCUUCUAAAAAUUCCACUAAAUGUAAACCAAAAGAGUCGCUUGAACCGAAUCCAAGGCUAAAUGAAAACCUACAAACUAAUGAGCUGGAUUCUAUUCUAAGCAAUUUGAGACAAAACUUCAUGCAUGAGCUUUCAAAAUCUACCCAGCCAGCAAAACCUGGCGGUUAUCCCGAGAUAGCGACAGUUCCUCGAGCGAGCCAACCAAAUUCAAACUAUCCCUUAGCUAGUGGAAAAUCGAAAACUUCAAGAGAGGAGUCUUUCAACGCUAUGCUCGAUAUCAGCAAUUUAAUGGACGAUAAUGAUGAAGAGUCUGAAACGGUUGACCAAAAUGCAAUAACCACUCUACAACCAACCGAAUCCAUUUCGAGUAUUUUCAACAGUUCCGAUUUGUUCAAAACCAAACCGACACAGGAAAAUAACCGAUUUCGUAGUGAUCACGAUCUAUUGGUGAAUACCAUACGAGAACCAAACGUUUCAUCCCAAACCAAACCAAUGACGGUAAACAAAUUCGUGUUCAAGAAACCUUGCCGGGAUCACAAUGUCCGUCAGACACACAAUGCAUCAAUACCGAAUGAUCGUCAGCUCAAUUCAAGUUUUCGAACAAAGCCACCAAUCAGCGAAAGCCCUACUCUGUUAUCAACUGAUACUUCAAGCACCACUAAUAAUGAAUCGAAACAGUCAACAUCCCGCUAUCGAUUUACACUUUCAUCGCAAAAGAAUCGCACCACUAAACCGCCGCCAGCGAUUAAAAAUCCGAUGCUAAUUAGCCAGCCAUCAUCGGAUGACGAAUUCGAUCUGGAUCUGGGAAUAGAUGAUAACAUCUCCUUUCGUCGACAGACCGGUGAAGUCCCGAAUCAGCAGUGUACAUCUGUUGACACCGUUGAAGCAGCUCCCAAAGCUAGACGGCCACUUUCUGAAUGUACGCUAAAUAAAAUCCGUGGAUUUGAAUUCGUGCCACGAGAAGAAGGGGAAAAUACAACAACGACGGCACGAAGUAGCGGCAGCAGAGAGAUGAGUUCUACCAGUGGUCAGAAGUUGAGUGUCGAUAAUGUUUGUGAAUCGGAACACGCCUUCAAGGCAGGUUCUUUACCAGAAAUGCAGGUAUUUGUGACGCUUGGCGAACAGCGAGAUCCAGAUGAAGAGUUGGCGUUUUUAGAUGCAAUUGAUUUGUAACUUUUGUGUUCACAAAUAAAGUUGUUUAUUUUCUGCAGUUUAAA
Messenger RNA from Wyeomyia smithii (pitcher-plant mosquito), 3658 nucleotides. RefSeq names its product DNA helicase MCM9-like. Gene Ontology annotation, cellular component: nucleus; MCM complex. NCBI's taxonomy places the organism in Eukaryota, Metazoa, Arthropoda, Insecta, Diptera, Culicidae. Gene Ontology annotation, biological process: double-strand break repair via homologous recombination; DNA replication. The record is from RefSeq and is a predicted model, not a curated record. The transcript is spliced from 4 exons. The coding region runs from base 204 to 3614 and encodes 1136 amino acids. Gene Ontology annotation, molecular function: single-stranded DNA helicase activity; single-stranded DNA binding; ATP binding.